Molecule: messenger RNA, 2086 nt
Organism: Scleropages formosus (Asian bonytongue)
Lineage: Eukaryota; Metazoa; Chordata; Actinopteri; Osteoglossiformes; Osteoglossidae
Gene: chst10
Product: carbohydrate sulfotransferase 10
Exons: 6
Coding region: 121-1215 (364 amino acids)
Biological process (GO): proteoglycan biosynthetic process; carbohydrate biosynthetic process
Cellular component (GO): membrane
Molecular function (GO): sulfotransferase activity
Source: RefSeq, a predicted model, not a curated record
GCGGGAGGAAACGUGCCGCGCGUGCGAUGUGCGGCGCCGCGCAGCUCGCGCUGCCCAGUUCUCGUGUGACGGAGCAGGUGCGCGUGGCGCCCCGAUGGCCCGCGGUUGACCUGCGGAGCGAUGCGCCACCGCUGGCUGCUGAUCGGAGUCUGCGGCUGGGUUCUCUUCUUCCUCAUAUUCGGCAGCAGGUUCUUCAGUCUGAGCCGCCGAGCUCUGGAUGUCUACGUGGGCAAGCCUGAGACACAGAGCUGGACACCGUCCACCACGAAGGAUGUCAAGUCCCACACAGCUCUGGAGUGGGGGAAAAGGACGCCUGCUCCAGGUAACCAGCCCUCCGGAGGACCGUCCCCAGCAGACCCCAGCGAAUGGCAAUCAGUGGUGAUGCAGCGCUUGGAGCUUCUGCGGAGCUUCUGCUCCAACUCGUCGCUCAGGAACCUCACGCACACCCCGCUCAGCAAGUUCAUCCUCGACCGUAUCUUCGUGUGCGACAAGCACAAGAUCCUCUUCUGCCAGACGCCCAAAGUGGGCAACACGCAGUGGAAGAAGGUCCUCAUUGUCCUCAAUGGGGCGUUUCCUACUGUGAAGGAGAUCCCGGAGAAUGUGGUCCAUGACCACGAGAAGAACGGCUUGCCUCGGCUUUCUUCCUUCAGCGCCAGUGAAAGAACUCACAGGCUGAGCACGUACUUUAAGUUCUUCAUCGUGCGAGACCCCUUCGAGCGGCUUAUCUCCGCCUUCAAGGACAAGUUCCUGCAGAACCCGCGCUUCGAACCCUGGUACAAGCACGACAUCGCACCCGCCAUCAUCCGCAAGUACCGUAAGGGCCGCAGCAGCGAUGGCGCCCCUGGCCUGCGCUUCGAGGACUUUGUCCGCUACCUGGGUGACCCGGCGCAUCAGCGCCUGGACCGCCAGUUUGGCGACCACAUCAUCCACUGGGUGACAUACGUGGAGCUGUGUGCACCCUGCGACAUCGACUACGACGUGGUCGGACACCACGAGACCCUGGAGCACGACGCCCCUUAUGUGCUGCGGGCAGCCGGCAUCGACCGCCUGGUGUCCUAUCCCGCCAUUCCGCCUGGCAUCACCCACUACAACCGCACCAAGGUGGAGCGCUACUUCUUGGGGAUCAGCAAGCGGGACGUGCGGCGCCUUUAUGCACGCUUCCUGGGGGACUUCAUACUCUUUGGCUAUGAGCGGCCGGGCUUCCUGCUCGACUAAUUGCUCGGCACCAUCAACUGGAGUAAGGCCUGCUCGCUCGCAGCGUCUUGGCGGGCUGCUGAAUUCGUGCGCAGCGUACCACGUCAGUGCAGCUCUCGCGUCACACCGAUAGCCUUCAUCGGUUUGGUCAUCGCUAACGUGUGGCCUUCGGGGGACGACUGCAGCUGGCCAACCAACACAGGAAGCACAAAGCGGUUCACACGUCACCUCCACCUGCUGGGUCUGCAAAAUUUCUUUUUUUUCCCCCUCCCUCCCCUUUUCACUUUAAACUACAUUUUUGUCACAGAUUAGCUGCUGGGAUGCCAUGUGAGGCACAAAGUGCUUAACCUUAUUUAACUCGGUACGGUAAAAGCGACUAUAUUAAUAAAAAUGGUAAAGAUGACUUUAACAAUAGUGUAGAGGCUCGCUGUGCUCCUGCUCUUCCUGUGACAGGAGCUGUGUGCUGUAAACAUUAACUCUGCCACAUUAGGGGUCUGUGAGGCUCCUUUCUUUUCCAGCUGGGAUCUUGCUUAUGAUCCUCUUGUUGUUGUUGUUGUUGUUGUUGUUGUUGUUGUUGUUGUUUCUUCACUGCUUAGCCAGCGAAGCCCAGGUUGUCAUUUCUGUAGUUGGACUAACUUUGGCUUCCCUCCCGGUGGCGACAUGUGAAACACUGGAGGAGCUGUGUGCGCUGGGGCCUGCAACUGGACUGCGGGGCCGGCUGCCCCGGUGUGACCACGGAGUUCUGCAGGCAUGCUGCUCCAAGCCAAGCCACUCCACACCCAGCAGAUCCUUUGCUCAGGGGGCCUGUCUGGAGAGAGAGAGUGAGGGAGGGAGGGGGGCUCGGCUAUUCUCUGUCUUAAUGCUAAAAAUGGAACUCAUGAAGGACCUUGCA